Synchiropus splendidus (mandarinfish) is the source of this 6207-nucleotide messenger RNA. Its product is annotated as zinc finger protein 518A. Gene Ontology annotation, cellular component: nucleus. The transcript has 3 exons. The record is from RefSeq and is a predicted model, not a curated record. Gene Ontology annotation, molecular function: RNA polymerase II transcription regulatory region sequence-specific DNA binding; DNA-binding transcription factor activity, RNA polymerase II-specific. The coding region runs from base 414 to 4205 and encodes 1263 amino acids. Lineage: Eukaryota; Metazoa; Chordata; Actinopteri; Syngnathiformes; Callionymidae. Gene Ontology annotation, biological process: regulation of transcription by RNA polymerase II.
AACUCAACAAUGACGUAAAACAUCGUCAAAGCACAAUAACGACCGAGGAAUGUUGCGCCAAACGUCGCCGUUGCGUGAUAGAACAACUUUAUUCCGGGAUUUUUGACGCUAAAAACUGCCAGCGUUGGCACUAGUUUCGUCUUGAACAAGCGAUACAUAUUCAUCCGCUUCCACACGAUAGUCAAGAGCUCGCCAGGACCCGGAUGGAGUGUCAUGGCCGCCGGAGGAAGGCGAGUGUUACUGCCUGGGUGUUCUCUCAUACUUCACCCUCUUUUCGAAUGAUGUCGGACUUUAAUGGGACAUGGACGGAUCUGUCGACGAGUUCAUGACACUGUGGGCUCACUUCCCUCUUUUGUCCAGUGGUAACAUCUACAUGUUAGGUGUCUGAAAAGAAUCCAGAUCGGAUUUUAAAUAUGGAACAUGAUUCUGGGAAGAAACGCAAGCCCACCUCAAAAGAAGAGGAUGGUGUCAAGGACAUUUUUCUGAGGCCAUUUAAAGAGGGAGCAGGCAGUUCGGUCUUCAGCACUUUGGAAGAAAACGGAAGUGCCACAAGGAAGGAAAAGACCAAUUUUACUAAGGUCCCCUGUAAAAUUCAGCAAGGAGCUGUGUCAUCAAGGAAGAUUUUGAGUUUUGGAUGCUCUAUAUGUAACGAUAAUUUAAACUACAGCCCCAAUGAUCUUCUCAAACAUUUUGAAGGGACCCACAAAGGAAUCCUCCCCACGUACCCCUGCGACCUGUGUGAAUUUGUUACAAAUGAGUUCGCUGAUCUUCAACGGCAUCGGCUGGAGCACAGGAAUACACUGGUCACAUGUGAACUGUGUAAUAAUGGCGUCCAGUACUCCCUGCUUAUGCUCACCCGACACUACCUUGUCAGCCACAGUCUGAAUGGACAGUUUUUCUGUGACUGGUGCAAAUUUACCACAGUGGAUGCCGGUACCUUUGUCCAACACAUCCAUCAUCAUAAUGAACGGCCUUGGAAGUGUUCAAAAUGUGGGAACAUUGAGUUGAACGAGGAGGAUCACAAAAAACAUAUGAACGCUCACAGCGAGGUUUUCCCCUGCAAGUGUCAGUUUUGUGGGUAUGGUACAAUGCGCAGUGACCACCUCAAAAGACACAUGGUUGCUGUUCAUAAGAAGGAGAUGUAUGUAAAUGGAACUGUGGAAGAUGGAGUCACUUAUUUGAAUUUAUCCACAACUGCAAAAAACCUGUUGAAAAAGACUAGUGAAUCGCAGGAGCAUCAGCAGGUGUCGAAAUGGAAUAUGCUGUCUGAGAAUUCUCCCACCCCAAAUGGCAGACUGAUCCGCCGUGAGCUAGCUUUGGAAGAAAACCACAAAUUUAAUAAUAGUACACUGGCAAAAAGGGACCUCAGAAACCGGACCAGAAUGUCGAAUAAUGCAGACCAAUCAAGACAAGUAGUGUUGAAGGAACGCGAUCACCAGAUAAGCUCUGACCCAAGUCAAAACGCCUCUAAUGGACUUAAGGUUGUUAUGGUAAAGAAUAAAAUAUCGCUUCCCCCAAACUGUACCACAAAGGUGAUGGGGAUCAAGAUGGUCGAUGGAAAAAAACAUAUAGUUCUCAGAGUAAUCUCAAAAACAGAGGUCAGCAGUAACAGCGCAUCUGCAGUCGAUGAGUCAAUUUCCUCAACACCAAAGUCGUGCUCGUAUAAAUCUCCAGUCAUUUUGGAAAACGGCGAAUCCUCCGAUAGCAGUUCAGUAACUCAGAGUUUUGUUGUCUCCCCGAAAGACUGCUCGAGCUUGCUGGCAGAAGACGAGGUCAUGGCAGUCAAAGUGAAAACUGAGGAAGAAGAAACGACGGUUUGCAACUUUGAUUCCAACAUGCGUUUGAUAGAAGACUGCCGACCAACUAAUACAGUUAAAAGUCCACUGACAAUUGAGAAUGAGAAAAGCCAUAGUCAGUCUGGCCAAGCCGCAUGCUUGGAGAAAGGUCAGUUGGAUAAUCCCCCCAAAUCAGCGGUAGAAAAUACUUUUGCCAGUUCUGUUGACACUCCAAGUUGUUCUCACGACUCAUUAGGUCCCAGUUAUUUCAGACAAAAUGUCAGUUAUGAGGAUGUUAAUGAUUUAUCAGUCUCCUCUGAAGAUGGGACACGACAGAAGUCUGUGGAGGCACUGGAAGUCUCUCACAUCAACCACAAAUCUAAGCAAAUGGUAACUCCCGGUAGUCCUCUGUCAACCUCGUCCAAUUCAUUAGAUCCCAAAGAAAGCUCCUCUGGAAUGACCAAUGUGUCCGAAGAAGUGUUUUCUUUUCACAAUUACUCCAAAGAGGCAAUUGACGCCAACAAAUCGUCCACCAGACAGUCUUCGGAAUCUGACUUGAGUUCUGCAGAGUCUGUCGUGGAAGGAGACGAGGGAGCCGACACACCAAGUUCCGCCAAUGAUAAAUCCAGUGCUUGUCACGCUGAAGGGGGUGAAUGCAGAGAUGUUUAUGCGGAGGAAAAUCAAGAGACAAUUUUUCAAGACUUUAAUAUAAUCAAAGUCGAGGAAGACACCAUUCCUAUAUCCCAAAAAGAUUUGAGUUCUGGGAUCAGUUCAACGUCUGUGGUUGAGUCUAUGAAACAAAAAUCGGAUGACGUCAUUUCUCAACAGCCAAGUAAGGAAAGCACAACCUCCUCUAAUGACUCUUUGAAACAAACAAAAACAUUGUUUCGUAUCCUUCAGCUUCCUGAAGGGAACAGGCCGGUCCUCAUGAGGACAAGCGAGAAUCAGUUUGCAAUGCCUGUCCAAAUCAACUCCAGUCCGGGCUUCAAACUGCUCACCAAUUCAUCCAGUCCUCAGAUUAAUAUUUCUUACAUGAAGCCUGGGUUGAAACAAUCCAGCGACUCUUCUGAUGGCACUUCAAAUCGAGACAAGCGGGUUGGAGUCUGGACAUCAAAAGUAGGAGCUGCUGAAAAAGGGAAAGUCCAAAAAGGAAGCUCCUCGAAUCACUACCUAAUCAAAAGCUCAGGGUUGAAAGGUCCAGUAAUUCUUUCAAGUGCAUCACAUGCAAAUUCCUCAGACAAGACAGCCAUGACUCCGAAAACCUGCUUUUUGUUGCAAAGUUCUGUCCCACUGGUUCAGGCCCAAAGUAGUGGUGGACUUCGACUUGCAAGUAGCCAACUACCACUCAAUUCUGGUCAAGUUUUAGCCAUGCCAGUGUCCCCAGCAGAGAAGCCGGGUAGCACACAGACCGGUCGCCAGAGAUUCUUGCUUCGGUACUUUUCACCGUCCAAAUCAGGCGAGCAACUGAUCCAAGAACCGACCUCGGGGCCACAGGGCAGUCACACCAGUGAAGGCAAUGCAAACAAAGUCAUAUAUAAACUUGUCAAACCUGCAGGAAGCUUACUGAAGAGUGUGUCUUCAGCGUCCAAUGGUGAACCUGUGUUGUUUGCCAAUGGACCUCAAACCAAAUGUUUCUUUCUGGCAAACAAAAUGAAUCCAAAUGUAAAUAGUACUCUAAAACAAAUGAUAUCCGUGCAAAAGCCUAAUACCCAGGAGUCUGCCAUUUCAGCACCUCGCUUGGUAGUGAAGUUGAAACCGUGUGAAACAGAGAAACCUCUUCUAGCUCCAAGGUCUAUCCGACCUCCAAGCCAAAGGAAGCGGCACAGAACAACACUGUUUGACGAACCUCCACACACAGCCCAGAAGUCCAGGAGGUUAGCGAACAAAGUGCUGCCUGAAAAGGACGCUGCAGUGUCAUGGACGCCCACAGCCAAAGAUGUUGAAAGAACUUUGAGACUUGCCCCGUUUUCGUCGGUACAACCGCUGAAAUGCCCUCGUAGAUAUCAACCAGUUGUGGUGCUAAACCAUCCCGAUGCUGACAUUCCUGAAGUUGUGAACAUCAUGAAGAUGGUGAACCGACACAGAGGCGCUGUCAUGUCGGUCUCCCUGUCCAAGAAAACCGUGCAGGCGCUCAGUGAUCACAGUGCUUUUGAGAAGUCCUUGAAAGAAAGCGGUCCGUUUCAAAGGAGUGGUCCGACUCCUCGCGCAGUCCACAGUGCGGUCAGAGAACGUUUUGUCCUCAAAAUGAAGUUGAGGAAAAAAAGCAAAAAGAAGUACGAGGUGGUGGACACCUUGUCGGACGGUUGCGAAAAACCGGUGACGUUUGAAUGUUGGUUUUGUGGUCGGCUUUUUAACAAUCAAGAAGACUGGAUCGGCCAUGGACAGAGACAUUUGAUGGAAGCAACCAGAGACUGGAAUACUCUGUUCUGACAGUUUUUAAAACUUUAAGGUCAACACGGAACUGUUUUUAUUGGCCUUGUUCUUUUUCAUGUUAAUACGUAGUCUGUUUUUAUGGAGUUCUUUGGAACUGUGAACCUUGGUACACUGUAACUGAGACUUCUGGUGAGAACACUGGCGUGAGGAAGAUGGAUGAUAUAAGUGAAAGAUGUCGCACAGAUGGUCUGAAUCACUCAGGUAAUUGUGUCAAAAUAUAUUUGUUUUUAACUCUUGCUCAAAUUCAAGUUUUUCAAUUCUACUAAUAUGCAUUCAAAGAGGAAGUCCUAUAUUUAUACAGCACAAAUAUACACAACCUUUAAUCCUGCAUUUACGCUGGCAACUUUUCCUAUUUGCUGGAUGUUCAAUCAGAGCUCCGAAUUUCUUGUUUGCCCUUCUUGUUGUGCUGCGUUGGCAGGUUUACCGUGAGACGUUUUCGAAAGUUUUGGUUCAAGUAAAGCAGGAUCAUGAAAAGGGAUCAGGUGACUUUGUUGCUUCUCAUUCAUCUGGGACAAGCUUUAGUUUCCAAGAUUCAAACAGAAGUAUCGGCCUUAUUUGCAACGUCCCAGAUUUAUUUGGAGGAAGUGGAGCCAACCCAAGUGCAGAGCAGGGCAUCAAAGAGGAUGAGGCUCUUGUGGUAUGAACGUUUGACUAACAUUUAAUUAGUCACACAAAACGCACAAAUCUGCCUCACACAUUUCUGGUGCUGUCACACUACAACUAAGCCAUGAACCACCCAAAAGAAACAUUCCUUAUGGCCUGCAUGGAGUUUGUACCAGUUCUGGAAGUCAAAGAAGACGUUUACCUCGUUCUUGAAAAGCCGUUUUAGUUAUGGAAGCGGAUUCAUUUAGAGUUUAGCAUUAGAGUGCACAUUCAGGAAGUCGGCUGCACAAACCACCAAAAACACGGUUUAAUAAUGAAACAGUUGUCUGGCAGCUGAAUAAUCCUGGGACAUGAUGUAAGAAGAGUUGCUAAGGUUUAAAAACAUGUCUUGACUUGUUGCCAGAAAUUCAAGCAAUUUCUUCCACAGCUCAAAAUUUUGUCCGUCAUUUGUCAUAAUUUGGUGCUAUUUCUCAGACUUAAGAUAUGUUCUCAGUUGCGCUGUGAGAAUUAUACCAAGUCCUGGCAAGAAUCUACUCAACACUAUGGUAGCUGAAGUCAUGAUGUUACUGGGCUCUUCUCAGCCCUCCCUCCAAUGCUCUGCGCUCCACCUGUCGCUGCUUUUUUCAUGCUUUUAUAUCCUUGUUUGGCAAUGAUGAUGUCAGAAUGAAACUAAGAUGAUGAUGAUGAUGAUGGAGCAGGAUACUUGUCCACCCACCACUGUGCUGUCCGGCUAAAUGACCUCCUGAACCUUAAGCAUGUACAGUGUCCACCUUUUCUAUUUUUACAUUUUCAGAUGCAAAAACCAAACCAGGUUUUCUAAACAGACAGUGACUUGAGACUUCCUAUGUUUUAUAUUCUGACAUACUUACCCACCACUCAUCAAGACACAUGUAAAUCUCUGACUGGUGCUGGUCACUGGGCCAGAACUGGCUUUGGGAGGAUGGCUGGAUCAUCCUCAAACAGAUAUUCAGUUCUAAUGUCUGUACAAUUGCGUGUAAAUAUUGCGUUUAGGAAAAAGAGCCAAAUGGUCAUGUGGAUUCGUGUGUGGGACAUCUUUUUUUUUUAGUUCUGUAAACUGAGUCACACUCAGUUGUCCCAUCAUUGUCUGCUUCUUAUAACGCUGUCUGUACCAACACUGUUCCAGGCGAGCUUUGUUUUUUUGUUUUUUUCCUGAGUUUACUCUCUCUGUUACCCAUCCUUCCUUGAUAUCGGUUGACCAUACAGAAGAGGCUGAACAGAAUCAAAACUACAGUGGUGCUACACUGCCUCGAAUCACCGAGGUCCCCCUCUCUGUAGUUCAAGCUCUCGUUCCCCAGUGUCACGUCCAGAAGUUUCCACAGCUUCUAUUGUUCCUUUGUUUGAUGUUUUCAUCCUUUUAAAUUAAAGAUCUCAAUUA